Besnoitia besnoiti is the source of this 4965-nucleotide messenger RNA. Its product is annotated as putative target of rapamycin (TOR). Bases 1 to 4965 code for a protein of 1654 amino acids. The record is from RefSeq and is a predicted model, not a curated record. The transcript has 5 exons. Lineage: Eukaryota; Apicomplexa; Conoidasida; Eucoccidiorida; Sarcocystidae.
AUGGGAUGGCGAUCAGCUCCUCGAGGCAGGGAGUGCGUCGGACAGACGGAGGAGCGGAGUGGGGAGAGCGGAAGACGCUCUGUGUGGUGGGAGGACUCUUCCGCAGGCGCCCUGGACCCUGCAUUCCCAUUCCACGGCCGCGACAGGCUGCCUGCAGGAAGGCCGAUUGCCACGGGGGCCCCUCCGGCGCUCCCCGGAGCGUCAUCGACACUUCGCAGCGGCUUGGCAGGCGGCGAGAUCCGGUACUCCUUUUGGCCUUACGCUGAAGACAGAGACGUGCGGACGCAUGGCGGCGUACGAGGUCACACUCCGAUGGUGCCGUAUCCUCAGGACCCCCGCUCGUCUGGCCCUGGGGGCGUUGGCAUCGCGGUCUCCAGCGUCGCGCCUGAAGGCUUCGCAAGAGGGUCUUCUGGAAUGGGGCCGUCCCUGUCCCCGUCUUCUUCACCGACUUUCCCGCGGGGAGGAAGACUUGAAGGCGUAUCUGGGCAGUCGCGUCGAGGACGCGUGGCAGAAGACGAAGAACCAAGGGACAGGGCACCACACGACGGAUUGUACUUCCCAGGAGACACGUUCCACGGUGAGGGCCCUUUGCCUUUGCAGUGGGGAAGGAGCCCGCCGAUAGGGAGGGCGCGUAGGGACGGUUCGCUGGGAGACGCCAAAGCUCCUCCUGCCUUCGGUUGGAAACGGGCACUCUCACGCCGCACACGCCACAAGCCUAGAGGCACGACAUGGGGGGAAGACGAGGCGGCGGAAGGCGCCGAGGUGGGAGGCGAGGGGGAAAGCGCCAGCGUGGUGCCUGCUGAAUACGUGCGGGGUCUGUAUAGUAGCAGUGAACGACGAAGAGAAGAUGCCGUCCAGCAGAUCCGGAUUCACCUCGAGGUCAUGGUCAGAGAAGGCAAGGGUGGCGUUGGACGAAUCGUUGAAGAGGUCUGCGCGUGGCUCUGGAACCUCAUUAGCAGCAGGCAACUCGCCAUGCAACUUGGAGCUCUCCAGUUGAUGUGCGCCCUCCUUGUGGGGCCCUUUCUGUACUGGGAGAAUGAAAAACUUCAGCUCCCGUUCCUCCACCUUGCGUGCGAGGCCCUACGCUCUGCUGCGCGUCCUCCUGUCGGCGAAGCUGACAGCGACUACGCACAAACGUGGCUUACUAGCGCUUUCGAAAGACGAAGGCGGAAACUAGAACCGCUCAUCACAGAGGGUCAGGGCCUCCUGGCUUGCAAAGUUGCCGAAGCUAUCAGCGCAAUCGCAGUUUCAGGCAACAACACUACAUCUCCGAAGACGCUCCGGGAUUUGCUGCGCGUGUGCUGCAUCGGCUGGCUUCGCCGAGGCCAGCCGGCGCUGCAUCAGCUGACGGCAGUUCGAGUCGUGGGGCGCCUAGCCAGAUCGAGACCUGAAGCCGUCCCGGCGGAUGUCCGGCGGGCGCUUUUAGAGAGCCAUCUUUGGGCAGCAAUUCACCACCCGUACCAGCCUCGGCUGCGCAAAGCUGGGGUUAUCACUCUGCGUGCCCUCCUGACCGGCCGGUCUGCUUCACAAGAGAAACGGCGUGAAGGAUCGAGACGGCGCACACUUCACGGCCUUCCUUCGGGAUUUUUUGAUAACCGGGCUGCUCGCGUUUCGCUUGAAUCCCGGGAUGGCUUCCUCGCGUCCGCUUCGGGAUAUAGAGAGUCAGGUCCCCACAAGGAUGCGCUACGCGGACUCGACCAUUUCUGGAAGCACCUGCUCAAGGGGCUUGCCGCGGGGCACGGUGCUGCCUACGCGAGGGGCGUGCAGAAACAGAGCAUGCAAGGUCGCCACUCCCAGAUGGAAGGGACGGGUGCACAUGGAGGUGACGAGCCCGGGGGAGCCUCUGCUGCUGGGCCUCGGGAGGGACAGCCGACACGGACUGAGGAAACGACGCCGGGGAGCGGUAUGCGCAAGAUCAAUGAACCUCACCUGCAAGGAAAGAACAGGUGCAAAUCGGGAACCCCCGCAGCCUGCUCCUGCGGGUCGACUUCUUGGCUGGCCUACCACGUUGGUGGACGAAAGAAGGACUGUGGAUCCACCGGCGCCCUAGUGUCUUCCUGCGCGGUGUGCAAAGCUGCAGCACUGCAAGAGGGAUCCCUCUUGGCGCUGGCUGAGGUGUUCGAAGCGUCUCGGGAGAACGAAGACAUUUUGGUUCAGGUCCGACAACAGUCGCCUCGUAUCAUCCCCCUGCUACAAGAGCUCUUUGCCUCAUUUUCGACUCUCGCACAUCCCACGAGGGUGGCGCUCUCACGUGUCCCGGCGCUUCUCGCGUCUCUCAGGGACGAAUGGUUUUUUGAACAGGGAGGCCUGGAGGCGUCGAUUGCCUGCGUCUCAUCUCUCCUUCGCGACCACCCUCGCGUUUUCAUGCCCGAGCCAGACACGUGGUGCUCGCCAAGCAGCCCCGAAACAGCAUCGCCGAAACCCACUUUGAGCCGGCGAGACCUGACGGAUCUGCCUGAGAGUGUGCCAGUCCGGGCGGCAUUGAGCCAAAGGGAUCCCUCGUCCGUGAGAACGGCUGGAGGCAAGCAGGGCCCAUCUGGCAUUCCGCCAGACGCGAGGCCACGUGAGUGUGGCUUGAGAAGACACUCUCUUGUAACUACGGAGCAGUCUCCCGACAGUUACUUCCCUGCUGAGGCAUCGGCGGCGCGGCAGCAGUUAGGUGAGGCAACUGGCGUCGGGCAGGAAGCCAGGGCGAGAAGGGCAGCGUUCCUGGCUUCGAGCCCUGCAAGCAGAGACAUGCGAUGCAGACAGAGAUCGCAGACUUGGGAUGUCGAUAAUUUCCUUUCCGGCUCACGGCUUUCCAAAGAGAGGCUGCACGCAGGACGCCACCAGCACUGGAAAAACUCAGCUCUUUGCUCAAGGCCCCUGCCGAAGGGCCUAGGUACAGCGAAUAAAGAGCUGCCGCUUUCUGCCUUUCAUCCCUCUGAGGCACCGCUUUUCGCCUACUCCAUGUCCAAAGAAGGAGGCCGGCAGAGCAAAAACCGUCGAGUGUGGACGCGGUACGGGAUUGCCGGCCUUUCCUCGUGGUCCAGCUCAGCGUCAGGCACUGCGAAAGCCAUAGGGGCGGAGAGAACUAGCUUUCAGAAUGGCGUGGCGGCCAUAAAAUGCCAAGCAGCGGAGGCGUGUGCAGCGUUCAACUGUCUUGCCGACCUCGCACUGCUCCUUCCGGAGACUAUGGAGACUUUUGUGGAUCAAUUCAUUCCGGAUUUUCUUCGAGCUAUUGAGCUGACCCUGAUCGGCGCCCCGAGUGCCUCGACUGAGGACACCGCUGACGCAGCGGGCGGAAUGUGUUUCGAGAGAGAGUCGUUUGAACAGACUCCGCGGGACGAAAUCUCACGAGCUGUCCAAGAGGAAUAUGGCGGCGUACACGUCCGCAUCCGAGUGCAACACUCUCAGGAAAGAGGAUCCCAAGAAAUGGAGGAGGCAGUCGAAGGUUCGACGCUGCAUCGAAGAGAACUGACAUCUGCCGAAGUUCCGUGCGGCGUUAGCCAGUCGCCGACCGCGAUUGACUCGAACAGAGAAACACCACAGUGCAUUUCACUGGCCUCCGACAGCAGCACUGAAGGCGUUCGGCCUGCCCACAGAAUCGUUUUCUCGUCCCUGGAGGAUCAGCUUUGUCACGACUGCCAACAACAGCACAGGGAAGGUGUGGAGGCGACUGAGAAGUUGGUGCAGCAUGCCGCCCUGCAGUGCGUUUCAAAACUGAUUCGGGCGUUCGGAGGCCACAUGAAAGGCCGCCUUGACUUUCUGCUCCAGUCCAUGUUCUCUGGAGGCAUCAAUCGAAACCUUCUAGAAGCUCUGCGCCAUCUGGUUGACUGCCCCCACAUUCGCCGGGCCGUUCAGGACCUUUUCUUGCAUCGCAUCCAAGAGGACCUCGUGGCCUCCAGGGGAACGCCCUCUCAUCAGAAGGCGCCCCCUUCUUCUAGCACGGGGCCUCGCGCGCAAGGCGUGCAUCCGUCAGAAAAUUCAUAUCUGCGAAGAGAUACCUGGGAGGCCCGCCUGGGUGACGGAGAAGGAGGCUUGCGGCCGACGAUGGCGCGGACUGCUGAGGAAAGCAGGACAAGCCAGACUGUCAUUCAAGACAGAGACUUCACUCGCCAGCAGACCAGGCCUUCGACAUGCAUCCGCUGCGGGAGGCGGGUCACUGCGACGCCGCCAAGCGAAGGCGAAGAAACUCGUGGACUCGAUAAGACAAACAACGACAGCACGAGCGCCAUCGAAACAAUGCUUCUCGCCAUGCAGGGCGCUUUCUGGUUUGGCAUUGACGAUUUCCAGACCAGACUCCUUGUCGCCGAGUGUAUGCUGCAACUUGCGCGCCAUCCCCAGGCGCACGUAAGGGCUGCAGCUGUAAUGACGAUAUGCCGCCUUGUCCUCUCGCCUGCCUCCGUCUUGGAUCACCGAUCUGCUGACAGUGUAGAGGACUUCUAUAGCAGCACACAGGAGUUCUAUCCCGGAGAGGCUGUGCGAAUCGAUGAAGGCAGGAGGUAUUCUGGAUUCUACAACGGCCAGCAAGCGUUCCCCCAGAAGCGAAUGAGAAGAACGCCAGGGGAGCUUCAGGACCUGGGCACGAGGAAGAAGAUGAAUCACCACACGAAGGCUUUUCCCGUGCGAGCACAAGUCGGUUACAUUCAGGGACUUUCAAGCGCGCCUUUGGGAGAGAGGAAAGCGCCGAGGCUGGUUACACUUCUGACUACGCGGACGGCAUCAGCAGACGUGACAGUUUGCAUGUAUCAAACAGCCCCUCUCGGCCGGAGGCUAAUAAGAGGAAUGCACAUGCUCAGGGAGGGGAAACAAGCUCACUGCCCGAGAGUCCGCGUGGAGCCGGAUCCGGUAGGCAGGGCGAUACGGACCUGCCUGGCGGCGACGCUGGGGCUGCGGCCCUUGUGGAAGAGGCCGGAGAGCUGCUUCGCGGCUCUCGCUACUCUAGGAAGGGGUCUGGGCAGAAAGAGUGGCAUGCGGACUUGA